Panthera uncia (snow leopard) is the source of this 3914-nucleotide messenger RNA. RefSeq names its product mitogen-activated protein kinase kinase 6 (gene MAP2K6). Gene Ontology annotation, biological process: protein phosphorylation; MAPK cascade. The transcript is spliced from 12 exons. The record is from RefSeq and is a predicted model, not a curated record. The coding region runs from base 267 to 1283 and encodes 338 amino acids. Lineage: Eukaryota; Metazoa; Chordata; Mammalia; Carnivora; Felidae. Gene Ontology annotation, molecular function: ATP binding; MAP kinase kinase activity.
GCUGCCAGCCCUGGCCCAUCAUGUAGCUGCAGCACAGCCUUCCCUAACGUUGCAACUGGGGGAAAAAUCACUUUCCAGUCUGUUUUGCAAGGUGUGCAUUUCCAUCUUGAUUCCCUGAAAGUCCAUCUGCUGCAUCGGUCAAGAGAAACUCCACUUGCAUGAAGAUUGCACGCCUGCAGCUUGCAUCUUUGUUGCAAAACUAGCUACAGAAGAGAAGCAAGGCAAAGUCUUUUGUGCUCCCCUCCCCCAUCAAAGGAAAGGGGAAAAUGUCUCAGUCGAAAGGCAGGAAGCGAAACCCUGGCCUUAAAAUUCCAAAAGAAGCAUUUGAACAACCUCAGACCAGUUCCACGCCACCUCGAGACUUAGACUCCAAAGCUUGCAUUUCUAUUGGAAAUCAGAACUUUGAGGUGAAGGCAGAUGAUCUGGAACCAAUAAUGGAACUGGGGCGAGGUGCGUACGGGGUCGUGGAGAAGAUGCGACACGUGCCCAGCGGGCAGAUCAUGGCGGUGAAGCGGAUCCGGGCCACAGUAAAUAGCCAGGAGCAGAAAAGGCUACUGAUGGAUUUGGAUAUUUCCAUGAGGACAGUGGACUGUCCUUUCACAGUCACCUUUUAUGGUGCACUCUUCCGGGAGGGUGAUGUUUGGAUUUGCAUGGAACUCAUGGAUACAUCGCUAGAUAAAUUCUACAAACAAGUGAUUGACAAAGGCCAAACAAUUCCAGAGGACAUCUUAGGGAAAAUAGCAGUUUCUAUUGUAAAGGCGUUAGAACAUUUACACAGUAAGCUCUCUGUCAUUCAUCGAGACGUCAAGCCUUCCAACGUGCUGAUCAACACUCUGGGCCAAGUAAAGAUGUGCGAUUUUGGAAUCAGUGGCUACCUUGUAGACUCUGUCGCUAAAACUAUUGAUGCAGGAUGCAAACCCUACAUGGCCGAAAGUAUGCCACCCGAAAGAAUAAACCCAGAGCUCAAUCAGAAGGGAUAUAGUGUGAAGUCUGACAUUUGGAGUCUGGGCAUCACAAUGAUUGAGUUGGCGAUCCUUCGGUUUCCCUAUGACUCUUGGGGAACUCCCUUCCAACAGCUCAAACAGGUGGUAGAGGAGCCCUCACCACAGCUCCCGGGAGACAAGUUCACCGAAGAGUUUGUUGACUUUACCUCACAGUGCUUGAAGAAGAAUUCCAAAGAACGGCCAACAUAUCCAGAACUUAUGCAACAUCCAUUUUUCACCCUACACGAAUCCAAAGCAACAGACGUGGCAUCUUUUGUAAAAUUGAUUCUUGGAGACUAAAUACCGUGGACUCAAUUGGUUGGCCCUCCUGUGGAUUGGUGGGUUUACAGGGUGAAGCAGGUUCACGAAAGCACCAAUAGAAACUCAUCCUUGAGAUAAUUUAAUCCUGCCUCUCAGAAGGUUGUUUUCCCCCAUUUUCUUUUCUUUUCUUUUCCUUUUUUUCCCCUCCAAAGGGGGCCUUGGAAUCUAUAGUAUAGAAUGAACUGUCUAGAUGGAUGAAAUAUGGCAAAGGCUUAGGACUUAAAAAGGUGAUUAAAUAUUUAAUGAUGUGUCAUAUGAGUCCUUAAGCUUCUCAGACUUCUCUUGUUCUUCAUAAAACGAAUGCAUUGGCCCUGGUCAAAAGGUGCUACCGUAGUGAUGAAAUUGUAAGUAGAUCUGUAGUCUGUCCCACUUAUUAUUUUAAUAUUUAUGUUUAAGUGCUUGGUUGAAAAGAUUCCAUUUUAUUCAAGGAGGGAGAUACAAGAGGCAAGGUUGGGUUGGCAAUAUUUAUAGGGCUUUUAUUUUUAAGUUCAGUCGUGUCUGUGGUCCAGAGGAAACUAUUUAAUAUGCAUCUUUAAGAGUAUUAUAACAAUAACAGUGAGGAGCUCUUCUUUGUAAAACACCUGUUCCAGCUGUUGUGGCUGCUUGCCACGUCCUUAGAUUUCUGCUCAACUCCUGGGUAGUAACCACAUAUUUCAGGUGAAGUGGUGAGGUAUCCCAGUCAUACCCUUUCCCCAACUUUGGGAAACAUAAAAUCACUUUUGUCACAUCUCAGAGUCACGAGUUGGGUUCUCUUGGCCUUUGUGGUAUUAAUGGAAUGUGAUUCCUGAUGCAGUUUUAUAUCCCCUAUCUACCCUUCUACAUGUGUGCCUGUGUAUAUUUGAUAAGUCCCAAGCUCCGCCAAGUGGCUUCUGUGGACAUCUCUACUUAGCGAGGAGGAUAUAUGUCAGUUCUGAGAGGAGAUGUCAUGUCAAACCACACUGAGAAUUGGUGCCUUCUUCUGCUUCUGUCCCUCCUUACAAUGCAUAAGCCCCAAGGUUUGCCUUUGUGUUAAGAUGCGCUCUUUGCUUUCUUCUCUUCUUCCCCCUUGUUCAAUAAAGAAGCCUUACUAUUGACGGGAGGGCUGCAAUACAAGAAAAUAAAAGUUCUUUGACAGGAUAGGAGAUAAUGGGGAAGGUUGAAUUAGUUCCUAGGAAUAGACGGCCCGAUUGCCAGUUGUUGAGGCCACAUUUCACUUCAGUAGCACACAGCAGCACGGGAUAGCACUCCGUAGGAGGCUAGUGCCAUUAUGGGUUCCCGGCAGGUUGACAAAGCAGUGAAAGCUCUUUCUUAAGACUAAAUAUGCCCCUAGGUUCUCUAGGUUCCUUGAUGAAAAGUGAGUGAAUUGAUGCAGGGAAGCUGUAAACCGAUAAUAACCAGCAAACAUGGCUUUUGGACGUUGGGUUUCCAUGAGGCUAUUCUUGAAGGACGACGAUGGAGAAUUUUGAUGAGAGAGGAAGAAGAGAGCUCCCUGUCUUUCUUUCUUUGCCUCAAGUUCACAGAUAUGGAGAUUAUUCCUCCUGAAAAUCUUCUCUUCUUUCCCUUUUAGGUUUUGAAAUGCAGUCAUUAGUUUUUCUGUGUCUGCGUUUUCCCCUUGUUCUUGUCUUUUGUCUGGCUCAGAGCAGUUGCCCAGAGUGAGUAUGGCCCUCCCGUACACUUCUUUGUACCCCUAGUUCCAAGAGAUACCUGUUUGAUCAAACGUAGUUUCAUCUUCUUUAAAGCUACCUCUGUUCCUCAUCUUCUUCCAGCCAGGAAAAAUGUAUUAUCCCAGUGAUUAUGGCCCUUCUCUUUCUCACCUACCUUGCUAAAUUGGGCGGUUUCCCUUGUUGAGACCAAGAGAAAAAAACAUCACAACUGUAUUCCUUCUUUUCUUCAUCUGUUUAAUGAAAAAAACAAGUAGUAAAAAACUCGGAGGUCCCUCCGUCACAGCUUUUGGCAGAGUAUGUAAGGCAAAACCUCGUUCUGGUCUGAGUCAGACAACUCAUACCUGUUGUUCAGUGCGGUUUCUACUUAGAAAUAUUCUUAACCGAGUGUGUUCUCAUGCAUUCGCCUCUCCAGUUUGUGAACCCAGGGCCCAAACUUGCAAAACAAUCGUACUGAGACAGAGAAGGAGUUUGUCAAUGGUUCUCAACCUGAUGCACACUGGAAUCAACUGGGAGCUGGUGAACACUGCCUGUGCCAAGUUUGGGAUUUCAUUGGUCCAGGGCGGGGCCUGGGAAUUGGCAUAUUUCACACGCCACAUCAGAGAAGGCGUGUUCAUGGAAUACUGACUUGGAACUUGGAAUACGUUGUCCCCAUAGAAAUGAUGUACAACAUGGUGAUUAGAUAUCUUAUGUGCUCAAGUAGAAUGGCUUGCUAGACUUACGAGUCUAAAUUCUAGAGUGUGUGUGUGUGUGUGUGUGUGAACCGUGUUAUAAGUUCUAAACUAAUUUUAAAAUAAAGAGAGAGGGGCGCCUGGGUGGCGCAGUCGGUUAAGCGUCCGACUUCAGCCAGGUCACGAUCUCGCGGUCCGUGAGUUCGAGCCCCACGUCAGGCUCUGGGCUGAUGGCUCGGAGCCUGGAGCCUGUUUCCGAUUCUGUGUCUCCCUCUCUCUCUGCCCUUCCCCCGUUCAUG